Hipposideros armiger (great roundleaf bat) is the source of this 5410-nucleotide messenger RNA. RefSeq names its product glycerophosphocholine phosphodiesterase 1 (gene GPCPD1). The record is from RefSeq and is a predicted model, not a curated record. The transcript is spliced from 20 exons. Gene Ontology annotation, molecular function: glycerophosphocholine phosphodiesterase activity; starch binding. Gene Ontology annotation, biological process: glycerophospholipid catabolic process. Lineage: Eukaryota; Metazoa; Chordata; Mammalia; Chiroptera; Hipposideridae. Bases 210 to 2228 code for a protein of 672 amino acids.
UGGCAGUUUGGUCUGGAGCAGCUGAAACCGGUUUGAGCGCAGCCGCUUCCUGCCAUUGGGCGCCGCCGCGGGCGGCCUUGGGGAGCGCUGGCGAGCCGUGGACAGCGGGAACCCGGCACCUUGGCCCGCUGCACUCGCUCUCGGGCGCGGCGGCGGCGGCGGCGCGGACCUGCGAAUCCGGCAGCACAUCUUAAAAUAAAUUCAUCAAAAUGACACCGUCUCAGGUUACCUUUGAAAUUAGAGGAACUCUGUUACCAGGAGAAGUUUUUGCGUUGUGUGGAAGCUGUGACGCCUUGGGAAACUGGAGUCCUGAAAAUGCUGUGGCCCUUCUUCCAGAGAAUGAGACAGGUGAAAGCAUGUCAUGGAAAGUCACCAUUGUACUCAGUAGAGGAGUAUCAGUUCAGUAUCGCUACUUCAAAGGGUGCUUUUUAGAACCAAAGACUAUCGGUGGUCCAUGUCAAGUCAUAGUUCACAAGUGGGAGACUCAUCUACAACCACGAUCAAUAACCCCUUUAGAAAGCGAAAUUAUUAUUGACGACGGACAAUUUGGAAUCCACAAUGGUGUUGAGACUCUGGAUUCAGGAUGGCUAACGUGUCAGACUGAAAUAAGAUUACGUUUGCAUUAUUCUGAGAAACCUCCUGUCUCAAUAACCAAGAAGAAAUUUAAAAAAUCUAGAUUUAGGGUAAAGCUGACACUAGAGGGUCUGGAAGAAGAUGAUGAUGAUAGGGUGUCUCCCACUGUUCUUCACAAAAUGUCCAAUAGCUUGGAGAUAUCCUUAAUAAGUGACAAUGAGUUCAAGUGCAGGCAUUCACAGCCGGAAUGUGGGUAUGGCUUACAGCCUGAUCGUUGGACAGAGUAUAGCAUACAGACAAUGGAACCAGAUAACCUGGAACUAAUAUUUGAUUUUUUUGAGGAAGAUCUCAGUGAACACGUAGUUCAGGGUGAUGCCCUUCCUGGACACGUGGGUACAGCAUGCCUCUUAUCAUCCACCAUUGCUGAGAGUGGGAGGAGUGCUGGGAUCCUUACUCUUCCCAUCAUGAGCAGAAAUUCCAGAAAAACAAUAGGCAAAGUGAGAGUUGACUAUAUAAUUAUUAAGCCGUUACCAGGAUACAGUUGUGACAUGAAAUCUUCAUUUUCCAAGUACUGGAAGCCAAGAACACCAUUGGAUGUUGGACAUCGAGGUGCAGGGAAUUCUACAACAACUGCUCAGCUUGCUAAAGUUCAAGAAAAUACUAUUGCUUCUUUAAGAAAUGCUGCUAGUCAUGGUGCAGCCUUUGUAGAAUUUGAUGUACAUCUUUCAAAAGAUUUUGUGCCUGUGGUGUAUCAUGAUCUUACCUGUUGUUUGACUAUGAAAAAGAAAUUUGAAUCUGAUCCAGUUGAAUUAUUUGAAAUUCCAGUAAAGGAAUUAACAUUUGACCAACUCCAGUUGUUAAAGCUCACUCAUGUGACUGCACUAAAAUCUAAAGAUGUGAAAGACUCUGUGAUUGAAGAAGAAAAUUCUUUUUCUGAAAAUCAGCCCUUUCCUUCUCUUAGGAUGGUUUUAGAGUCUUUGCCAGAAGAUGUAGGGUUUAACAUAGAAAUAAAGUGGAUCUGCCAACAAAAGGAUGGAAUAUGGGAUGGUAACUUAUCAACAUAUUUUGACAUGAAUCUGUUUUUGGAUAUCAUUUUAAAAACUGUCUUAGAAAAUUCUGGGAAGAGAAGAAUAGUGUUUUCUUCAUUUGAUGCAGAUAUUUGCACAAUGGUUCGACAAAAGCAGAAUAAAUAUCCCAUAUUAUUUUUGACUCAAGGCAAGUCUGAUAUUUACCCUGAACUUAUGGACCUCAGAUCUCGGACAACCGCUAUUGCAAUGAGCUUUGCACAGUUUGAAAAUCUGCUGGGGAUAAAUGCACAUAGUGAAGACCUGCUCAGAAACCCAUCCUACAUUCAAGAGGCAAAAGCUAAGGGACUAGUCAUAUUCUGCUGGGGUGAUGAUACCAAUGAUCCCGAAAACAGGAAGAAAUUGAAGGAAUUUGGAGUUAAUGGUCUAAUUUAUGAUAGGAUAUAUGAUUGGAUGCCUGAACAGCCAAAUAUAUUCCAAGUGGAGCAGUUGGAACGCCUGAAGCAAGAAUUGCCAGAGCUUAAAAGCUGUUUGUGUCCCACUGUUAGCCGCUUUGUUUCCUCAUCUUUGUGUGGGGAGCCUGAUAUUCACAUGGAUGCCAAUGGCAUCGAUAAUGUGGAGAGUGCUUAGUUUUUAUUGGGCAGAGGCCACUCACUUGGGGGCAUGCACUACUCUUCUGGGUAUUCACUUUUCAUUGUAGAGCAUUGUUUGUCUAUGCCUUUUAGGUUUCUCAAUCCAGUUAAGCAAUAAUGAAGUAUUUUACUGUUUCACUACAGUUCUUGCUAAAAUUUCAAGUAUGCUAUUUAAAUCAAUUGGCCAGGUAUAAUUACCAGUCAGUCUCAUUACAAUGAGAAAAUUUAUCGAUUGGUAAAUAUUUUAAACUAAAUAUAUAAAUGUAUAAAUGUUAAACAAAUGUUCAUGAAAAGCAUAGCACUUUGAAAUUAACUGUAUAAAUAUCUCAUAUUUACACUUCUUACAUCUUUUCAUUCAAUCAGGUCUGAAAUAUUUAGCACUUGAGGAACAUGACUAUGCAUAAUUAUACCUGACCAUGGAAAAAUAAGUACCUCAAAUGCAUGCAUUUGCACUGGUGAUUCCAACUGCACAAAUCUUUGUGCCAUCUGUGUAUAUGUGUAUUUUUUACAUGGAUUGACAUGCACAUAAACCAUUUUCAUUCAGUAUGAACCUUGAGGCUGCUGCCAUUUUCCCACUUAAUCAAACCAAUGCCUGUGUAAACAGCCUUGAGGUGAUCCUUGAAAACUUGUUUCAUGAGUCUUUCAAAAGUUGUUUUGCAUAAAUGUUAAAAUUUCAAAAUGCUGCAGGGCAAUUUAAUGUAUAAAAUAUUAGCAGAAGUAUGUAUUGCAUACUUAGUAGAUCAUUAUGUAUAAAUUCUAUUCAGUGCAUGCUUUAGGUUUUAAGCAUGAGAUUGUACACGUUUACUUAAGUCCUUGCAUCUGUGGUGCUAGGUGAGUGUGAGAAGGUGUCAAGGACUGAAAAUAUUUUGUUGCCUAAAAAAAAAAAAAAAAGCCUGUUCAUAGGCAUUUUAAAUAUGCUUAUUUUAAGUCUCUCUCACUACCUAUUACACACCGUUGCUUUAUGGGUGUGUGUGUAUGUGUGUGUGUGUGUGUUAUAUAGUAAUUAAAUCUCCAUGCAGAAAAAUAAAUGUCCUGAAUUCUCAUAUUGGUAUUCUUUAUUGGUUAAUGUAUAUCAUGCAUGUAAUUUAUUUAGAAAUAUAGAUGAUCCUACUAAAUGUAUAUGCAUGUUUUUAGGGUUAUGCUAAGGUUUCUUUCAUUAGAAGCAGAUUGUUUUGGCAUAACUGUAAUUUAAGAAUGAAUGUUAAAUAAAAUACACAGGUUUAUUUUCAUCAUUAUAAAAUGAAAUGUCAAGGUUUUACUUUUGUAGAAUUGAUUCUAUAAUAUGAGAAAUUGGAAUUUACUGUCUGCGCUAAAGGGAUGGAUUAUUUCCAUCUACCUUUUACAGCAUAUUCUUCAUUAAACAGUUUAGUCAUGUAUUGACAUAUUUUGGUAGUAGCUGAGAACCUAAGACUUGGAAUUAAUAUGUUGUAUCUUUAUUUUUUAAGCCAAGCAAUGCAAUUUUGGUCAGAUCUUAAUUGUGUGACGAUAAGCUUUAAAAUCGUAUGAUACUGUGUUUGUAACACAGAUUUUUAAUAGAGAAUAGUUUCAGAAAUGGAGUCUUCUGCAAGGGUUCUAUAUAUUUUUCCACCUUGAAUGAAAUUCUCCAACACUUUGGUGUGAAUUAGGUACUUUUAGAAAACUGAAAAAGAAUUAGUUUUCUUCGUUUGCAGACCUUGUACAAUACAAUUACCAUUACCUUAUGGUAACUUGAUUAGCCAAAUGUGUGUAUUUCUAGCCCUGUUUGUUUGCUCCUCUCCUCUAUGCCUUUCAAGUUCCAGCUCCAUUUUGAAAACUUGCAAUUCAUAAAGAGAAGGAAGGGAGGAAGAGGAGCAGAGAGAGAGGGGUUUCUUGAACAGUGUAAUUUGCUGAGUAGAGCUUAUAGUGACUGCAGGUAGAACCUCACCGCUCACUUUUCUGUCUCCUCCUGACCUUAUAAACCAGGGUUAGUAGAUGAUUAAAGCAUAGCAAGCAGUGUGGCUCCCCAUUUUUAUAGGACUAAGUCCAGGCUUCCAUAUCACUAGUUGCUGCCCUUGGUGUGUGCCAGGCCCUGGCCAUGCCCAGCUCCUCCACUGCUCGCUGUCUACAGGUAGCCACGUGCCCUCUGCGUAGAAGCCCUCCUUCCCACAGAUGCAUCCUCCUUACCAAACUCAUUUCUUCUUGAGCAAUCGACCUCUCUCCCCUGAGCCUUUGCCGAAACUCCUGCAGAAGGGAUGAAUCCAUCUUUUGUACUCCAUAGCUGUAUGUUUGUACCUUGGUCAUGCCAUGCGUCAUAGCACAUUCUAGAUAGGCACAGUUGUUUGUCUCACCUACCAGGAUGCGGACCCUUCAAGGGCACAGACCUUGUCUUACUCAUCUCUAUUUUCAUAGUGAAUGGAACAUAGUAGAAAAGUGAAUGUUGAAAUUAUUGGGGUAAUAUAACAUAUCAAAUAUCCUUUUGAAUUAAGAGAUCUAGUGAUGUUUACUAAGAAUGUAGACUGCGCAUUGGUUUACAUUUUGACAAUUGGAACAGUUUAUUGAUGUAGAGCUACAAUGUUGAAUUAUUUUAUAUUUUCUGGAAAUUGAGUGAAAUGUUGAUAAAACGCCGCCAUUCUUCUCUGGUAUUUUCUCCCCUCUGGAAUUAUGUACUGUUGACUGGAUGUAGGUGUGAGGAACGUAGCUCAUUUCUGUGUGGCUAGUGCCUGAGGGCUACCACAGCCAGCCCUUUACCUCACUCCCGUUGUUCCUUCUGAUGCUUGUCCUCUCCCCUCCAAACCCCACGCUCAUGCCUACCUCAGUCCUGCUUUCCUUGUCUGAAAUGUCUUCUGUCCCUUCAGUGUCCAGCUCAGGUGCCACCUACUGUAUAAAACUUUCCUCACCUUUUGAUCAGAAUCAUGAUGCACACAAAUGCAGACAGCCUCUGAAUCUCACUACUUCGUUUUGCAGCUGAGGCAGUAAACCCAGAGUUGACUGACCAUGUCGGGACUAGAACUGGGUUUCGUGACUUGCUGUGUUCUUAAAGUACGCUGCCUUCUGAAUUCUUGUGGCAUUUAUUAGCUUGUGCUUUCUUAGAGUCCAACUUCUCAUGUGCCUGCUAAUAAGACUGUAAGCCCCUUAAGGGCAGGGACUUCUUUGCAUUUCUAACACUACUGUAGUGCUCUAUACUUAGUUAUGAACUAGAUAAAUAAAUGGUGGUGGCAACAA